AUGCCUUUCAAGCAGCACGGCCGUCAGUACGACCUCGUCGUGCUGGGCGCCACCGGCUAUACCGGCCGGUUCGUCGCCGAGCACGUUGCAGGCAAUCUCCCAACAAAUCUCAAAUGGGCUGUUGCCGGACGUUCUCAAGCGAAGCUUCAGGCCAUUGUUGAUGAAUGCGCGAAGGUAGACGCGGACAGGCUUGCCCCGAGCAUUGAGAUUGCAAAUGUCGACAGCGAGGCCGAGCUGCACGCUCUCGCGAAGAAGGCGUGUAUCGUCAUCACUACUGUUGGCCCGUACUGCAUGUAUGGCGAAAAGGUGUUCAAGGCAUGCGCUGACGCGGGCACCCACUAUCUGGACUGCACCGGCGAGACACCGUGGGUGGCACGCAUGAUCAAGCGUUAUGAGGAUACAGCACGAAGCACUGGAGCCAUCAUGCUUCCACAGGCGGGCGUCGAGUCGGCGCCGCCAGACCUGUGUACCUGGGCUCUCGCCCGCUUUCUGCGGGCCAAGCUCGAUGCGCCGACCAGCGAUGUCGUCAUCUCCCUGCACAACCUCAGCUCUGCACCUUCGGGGGGCACUCUGGCUACCGUGCUGAGCAUCUUUGAUUAUUUUUCCCUCGACGACCUGCGUGCUUCGAGCAAGCCCUACGCGUCAUCCCCCAUCCCGCACCCGGAGAAGGCGCGGCCCACCCCGACCUUACUGCAGAGAUGGUUGGGCGUCUGCAACAUUCCCAACCUUGGGGUGCAGACCACCUCCAUCGCCGGCCGCACCGAUGUUCCCGUUGUGGAGCGCACCUGGGGUCUGCUCUCCCAGAUCCCUUCUCGCAAGGACCAAUUCUACGGACCGCGGUUCAACUGGGUCGAGUACUACAAGCCGCGCAAUUGGCUUCACGGCGUCUUCGUCCAUCUGGGGCUCGUGUUUGGCACCGCGAUGAUUGCCCUUUUCCCGCCCGUGCGAGCUUUGGUGAAGAGAUUUGUGUACCAGCCGGGCGAGGGCCGGACCAAGGAGGAGAUGGCCAAGGAAGAGAUUGAGUACCGUGGUGUUGCGACGCCGGACACGCCGACGGCGCCAGGCAAGCAGGCGUACUGUCGGGCCUGGUUCCACGGCAGCAUGUACUCCCUGACGGCCGUGUUCCUGGCACAAGGAGCGUUGACAUUGCUGGAAGACGACGUGGAGCUCGACGGUGGAGUAUACACGCCAGCUUGCCUCGGACAGGGGUUCGUCGACCGUGCCAACACGGCGGGCUUCAAGAUCGAUGUCAAGAUGAUUCAAAACUAG
Molecule: messenger RNA, 1269 nt
Organism: Purpureocillium takamizusanense
Lineage: Eukaryota; Fungi; Ascomycota; Sordariomycetes; Hypocreales; Ophiocordycipitaceae
Exons: 4
Coding region: 1-1269 (422 amino acids)
Biological process (GO): glycolipid biosynthetic process
Cellular component (GO): mitochondrion; lipid droplet; plasma membrane
Source: RefSeq, a predicted model, not a curated record